Pimephales promelas (fathead minnow) is the source of this 2023-nucleotide messenger RNA. It is a transcript of the gene ndufa10, whose product is annotated as NADH:ubiquinone oxidoreductase subunit A10. The record is from RefSeq and is a predicted model, not a curated record. Lineage: Eukaryota; Metazoa; Chordata; Actinopteri; Cypriniformes; Leuciscidae. Gene Ontology annotation, cellular component: cytoplasm; respiratory chain complex I. Gene Ontology annotation, biological process: mitochondrial electron transport, NADH to ubiquinone.
CGAUGACGCAAAUCUUUCGCGACGCGACACAUAGAUCCUUCGGCGACAUUGAGGAUCAUUGAAGUUUCGGGAAUGUCGUUGCGAUUAUUUCGACUGAUUGUGCCCUCGGGUGCUGCAGCUUGGAAAGCAGUAUCGCCUGUGUCGACGGCUCAAAUCCACACAAGUGCUGUCAGUAACCUGCGGUAUGGAUGGUGGGCUUAUGCUCUGGGGGAGAGGACAACCUCCCGCUUCAAUGAAAACAGCAAGAUCAUUUCCAUUGAUGGCAACUUGGCAUCUGGGAAGGGAGCACUUGCUCAAAAAUUGGCUGAUAAAAUGGGGAUGCUGUACAUGCCAGAGCCAGACACGCACUAUGUUGACAAAAUGACAAAGGAGAAAGUUCCUCUAGAUCAGGCUUUUAAUGGAAACUGCAGUUUGGAGAAGUUCUACUUGGAGCCCAAAGCAAGUGACGGUAACUCUUACCGCCUGCAGUUUUGGAUGUACCUCAUGAGGCUGCUGCAGUACUCUGAUGCUAUUGAACACCUGCUCUCCACAGGACAGGGAGUUGUUCUGGAACGAUCUCCAUUUAGUGACAUGGUUUUUUUGGAGGCCAUGUUCAAAGAAGGCUUCAUCCGCAAGCAGUGUGUGGACCACUAUAAUGAGAUUAAGAAUAUCAGUAUCUGUGAGUUUCUGCCCCCUCAUCUGGUCAUCUAUGUCGACUCACCUGCUGAAGAGGUCCAGAAGAAUCUCAAGGCUUCAGGAAAGUCAUACCUCCAGAAUGUUCCUUUAAGCUACCUGAAGAGCAUUGAGACUGCAUACAAGAAGACCUUCCUUCCUAAAAUCAGUGAAGAGGCAGAGCUUCUUGCCUAUGACGCAACCCAAGCCCAGGACAUUGAGAGGGUUGCAGAGGAUAUUGAAUACUUGAAGUUUGAAAAGGGCCCUUGGCUGGAGCAAGAUGAUGUCACUUUCCACCAUAUGCGAAUGCUGGUGGAAGACAAGCAGAGGGUAGCCAACCUGACGUGCGUCCCCAUAUAUCUCCCAGAGGUCACAAUCGGUGCUCAUGAGUUUGAUGCUGCCUACUAUGCUUUCAAAUCGCUCCCAGGAAAGAGGUACGCUGAAGGCUAUAAUGAAGACGUUGGUGACAAAGGCAUCUGGCUGAAGUGAGAAACGCCAGUGUCGCUGGAGGGAAGGACAUCUGAAAGACAGUUUCCUUGGGGUAUUUCAACCAUUCGUCCAUGUCCCGUGGAGGAAGAUGUAUUCUGCUCUUCUGCAGCUGAAGAUAUCAUUGUACAUUGCUAUUAAAACCUUUAUUGUAUAUGUUAAAAAACGUUGUUUUUUUUCUUUCAUUUUGAGUCAGUGUUGUACACGGCUGGAUCUUUUUGAGUUAAACUCCAGUUCUGGUACAAAGGUCAUGGUCCAAGGAGGGCCCUGGGCACGACUUUACACCUACUUAUACGUUCCCGCUCUAUGCACCGAGGGGUCCAGGGCCCCUGGUGGUUUGUUUCUGGCUAUACAAAUUUAGGGUCACAGGACAGGUCAAACUGAAUGUGCUUAGGACACUGGUGAUCAUCUUCCUUUGGCAGUUUCAGGCAAUGUUGCUUUAGUUUAGAGGCCCCUGGCAAUCAGAGGCUAUUAAAACUAGAUAUGAGACUAAAGUACAGUUAAGUCACUUAUUAUCAUUUUUAUACAGUAUAACGUAACCCCCCCUGAAAUUUAUGCAACGAAUGUGACAUCUAAGGUAGUAGCAAUGUAAGGGAAAGAUCAAUCUGCCGGCUGAUAUCUGAUUUUGUUUCAUUGCGGUGAGACGGUGACUAAACACCCCAAUUAAAAUACUUUUUGUUUGAAAUAGCACAGUGCAAACUGGCCGCAGCUCAUUAGACACCUGAAACCAGUCGUUUCUCGUCACUCAGAUGAGAUGAGAGGAGAUGAUAUGAGUCUGCUGCCGGUAAGAGAGCGGCCGCGGGUCCAGGAAUAGAGCCGCUGCUCAUUUGUUCCUGAGCGCAUCUCAUAUUACCAUCAUUUCUCAUAUUCUGCCCUUUAUGGGUGA